Molecule: messenger RNA, 949 nt
Organism: Nelumbo nucifera (sacred lotus)
Lineage: Eukaryota; Viridiplantae; Streptophyta; Magnoliopsida; Proteales; Nelumbonaceae
Source: RefSeq, a predicted model, not a curated record
GUGAAAAUGCAUCUCUAAUUCUAAAUUCCUAAAGAACAAGAAGAGGAGAAAAGAAAAAGUAAGGAGAGACUCAAAUUCUCAGACAUCCAAAUGGCAUCUGAAAUAAACUUGAAGCUUCUGGUAGAUAUGAACACCAACAAGGUCCUAUUUGCAGAAGCAGGGAAGGAGUUAGUAGAUUUCGUCUUCCAUCUUCUUAGCUUGCCAAUGGGCUCCAUAAUGAGACUUCUCAUCCCACUAAGCUCCAGUAAUGGAUGCUUUGGCAACCUGUACAAUAGCGUCGACAAUCUGCAUGAAAUGUACAUUCAGGCUAACACAGACAAGGCCCUUCUGUUGCAGCCUGAGAUUGCAUCUUCAACAUCAUCUGGUUUCGGCCAGGAAAUUGUUCUACUUCAGCCUCAGAGUGGGAUCAGGGCUAAUCCUUUGCCAAAACUGAAAUUCUACAGGUGUCCGAGGACAUGCGGGACCGUGACCAAUGUUAUGUUUACUCGGUGUACUUGUGGAUAUGAAAUGUCCUCUGAAAUGCAACUAAUUGAACCAGCGGUGGCGGCCACACCUACCAGAAGAGGUUAUGUAAAGGAAGUGGUCACCUACAUGAUCACUGAUGAUUUGGAGAUAUCACCUAUUUCUACAGUCUCUACUAUCGCCCUCCUCAGCAAGUUUGGUAUUAACGGAAUAGAUGCCUUAGAAGAGAUGGUUGUGGAGCUUGGCAGGGACGAGGGGUUGGCUUUGUUAAGGGCUUCAUUACAGCCGAAGUCAGUUCUCACAAAAGUUUUCCAGGGGGAGAUAUCUAAAAGAAGUCGUCUAUCAGUUCCAUCAAAUCCGAGGAGCACAUCUGAUAAGAAUUCUGAAGCUGUUCAAACUGCAUCAAAUGAUAGGAAAGUGCAAACGGAAGACAUUCAAAUAAGCGUGGUAGAUGGGGAGAAGUAAACGGCAGGCCUGGUCAUGGAGC